This is a messenger RNA of Aricia agestis (brown argus), 2286 nucleotides long. It is a transcript of the gene Inos, whose product is annotated as inositol-3-phosphate synthase. The record is from RefSeq and is a predicted model, not a curated record. The transcript has 12 exons. The coding region runs from base 253 to 1869 and encodes 538 amino acids. Gene Ontology annotation, molecular function: inositol-3-phosphate synthase activity. Gene Ontology annotation, biological process: phospholipid biosynthetic process; inositol biosynthetic process. Gene Ontology annotation, cellular component: cytoplasm. NCBI's taxonomy places the organism in Eukaryota, Metazoa, Arthropoda, Insecta, Lepidoptera, Lycaenidae.
AUUUUCAAAUAGAGCUCUUUGAUCGAGCUCUACUCGCGAAGUGCACGCAAAUUGCAAGAAUCAAGAUUCGGUCACCACUCACCGCGCAGUGUGUUCAAGUUUACACAGUGAGACUGGCUCUAUUCAAUAAAUUCAACGCUGUAGCAGUCGAGGAAAUAUUAAAAGCUGCUGAAAUAAGUGCAACACUCUGCACUUUCGAUUACCAGAAUAUUGGAAAAUCACCGAAGCUAACUUGAAAUUCUAAUUUAAGAAAUGGAUGCUACCAAGAAGCUGACGGUUUCAUCGCCAAAUGUAAAGUACACGGACGAGUACAUACUCUCAGACUACGAAUAUGAGGAAACCUUAGUGACGAAGACCGAUACGGAGUUAGUGGCAAAACCUCAUCGGACCCAGCUACAAAUAAGAACAGGUCGGAAAGUGGGUAAGGUGGGUGUGAUGCUGGUGGGGUGGGGUGGUAACAACGGCUCCACCUUCACAGCAGCAGUCCUCGCCAACCGUCACCAGCUCAGUUGGAACACAAAGAACGGCAAAAUGGAUUCUAAUUGGUUCGGCUCAAUAACCCAGGCGUCGACGGUGCGGCUGGGCUUGGACGAAAACGGUGCUGACGUCUACACCAGAAUGUCACAACUGCUGCCAAUGGUGCACCCUGAUGACCUGGUAAUCGACGGUUGGGACAUCAGCCCAAUGAACCUGGCUGACGCGAUGGUGCGCGCCAAGGUCAUCGACUACGACCUGCAGCAGCAGCUGCGCAAGGAGAUGCAGGCGAUGAAGCCCAGGCCCGCGGUGUACGACCCUGACUUCAUCGCUGCUAACCAGGCUGACCGCGCGACGAACCUCAUCCGCGGCACCCGACACGAGCAAUACCUACAGCUGCGAGCCGACAUCAAGGACUGUCGCGACCGACACCGCCUCGACAAGGUCAUCGUGCUGUGGACAGCCAACACCGAGAGGUUCUGCGACGUGAUCCCCGGCGUGCACGACACGGCCGACAACCUGGAGAAGGCGCUGCGACAGAACCACAAGGAGAUCUCACCCUCCACCAUCUUCGCGCUCGCCGCUAUUGAUGAGGGGUGCUGCUACAUAAACGGGUCGCCGCAGAACACCCUGGUCCCGGGCGUGUGCGAGCGCGCCGAGCGGGCUGGCGUGUUCGUGGCCGGCGACGACUUCAAGUCCGGACAGACCAAGCUCAAGUCCGUGCUCGUCGACUUUCUCGUGUCUGCCGGUCUGAAGCCGACGUCGAUCGUGAGCUACAACCAUCUGGGUAACAACGACGGCAAAAACCUGUCCGCGCCCGCGCAGUUCCGCUCCAAAGAGAUAACGAAGAGCAACGUGGUGGACGACAUGGUGUCGUCUAACGCGCUCCUGUACGCCGCCGGCGAGAAGCCCGACCACGUCGUCGUCAUCAAAUACGUCCCAUACGUCGGUGACUCGAAGCGAGCAAUGGACGAGUACACGUCGGAGAUCCUGCUGCACGGCACCAACACCAUCGUCGUCCACAACACCUGCGAGGACUCGCUGCUGGCCGUCCCGCUCAUACUGGAUCUGGUGCUGCUGGCCGAGCUGUUCUCCAGGGUGCAAUUUAGAACGGCAUCCGAAUCGUGGAGCCCGAUGCACCCGGUGAUGUCAACUCUGGCAUACCUACUGAAGGCGCCGGUGGUACCGGCCGGCGCGCCCGUCGUCAACGCGCUGUUCAAGCAACGCGCUGCCAUAGAUAACCUCAUGCGGGCCUGCGUGGGGUUGCAGCCCAUCAGUAAUAUGCAGCUUGAGCAUAAGGUGCCAUUCCUCAUGAAGGAGUUGCGAUCGGGCGCGCUGUUUAAGUCGGCGCCGCCCGCCAAGAAGCAGAAGUUGAACCACGAGAACGGCAACUAGGCGCCGACAGCUACCAAUGGCAUUGCAGAUUUGAACAACAACCCUCGUACAGUUCGCGUUAGGUUUGCAGUGAAUCAUUAGUCUUAACGUCAAAAUGGCAUACUUGGUUUUUAACUAUCGCAAUAAUCGGUCAAUUUUGAUUUACUGCAAUUUUAACGCGAAUAAACUAUAAUAUGUUUACAACAGUUAUGGCUCUGGUACAUGCUAUCUCAUUUGCACAUGCUUCAAAUCGCGUGUGAGUGUGAUAGCAUGACUUAUCACUAUUCACUGGGGACAAACUGUAAACUUUCAACUUUAAAGUACGAGUGUUGGUUCAUUUUCCGGUAUUUAGCACAAAUUGUAUUUUUUUGUGUUCUGAUUUACUUAAUUUAUUUUUUAUAUAAAUAGCUAUUUCGCAGCCAGGAUUUGUUAUCAUAG